AAACACGUCUACCGCCGUAGUUUCCCUUUUGGACGCAUGAGGGUACAAAUAAACUGGAAACAGGUCAGAUGAAAUCCAUGUUUCAUGAUACUCUUUGAAGAAACAAAUCAACCGUGAUCUUUAACCAGUGGGAGCAUGUCUUCAUUACACUGGAUGUGGACUCUACCAUUUGGUCUGGCAGCAUCAAGCGUAGGGAGAUUCCAUCUGGAUGAGCCGGAGUCGACCCAUAAUCCCCUGGUCUGCCCAACAGACUCCUGUUAAGGUGCAGCAUGUGGCCUUGUGUAGAACCAACCAAAGGGAAAUAACUCACUGCUUUCAUAAAUAUUGAGGCCUUAACUUAACUGAGAAUUUAACAAACUCAAGCCAAAAUGGAUGACCCUUACCAAAACAAUAUAAACCAGCAGGGAGAUACAUAUCCCACAUAUGGAGAAGGAGGAGAGUACACGUACCCUUAUCAGACAGACUACCCUCCUCAGGAGGACGAAGAUGCUGCUAGUGAUGCCACCGAAGGGCAUGAUGAAGAUGAGCAGAUGUAUGAGGGGGAGUACCAAGGCAUCCCUCAUCCGGACGAGAUCAAGGAGGCGCGGAGAGCCGCACGAAGGGAGGCUCGUAUGAAGGCCAGGAUGGCAGCUGAGGUCGUAGAUGAAACGUUGCCUGAGCAAUACGAGAGCAUCAUGGAAGACUGCGGUCACGGGCGCUUCCAGUGGACCCUCUUCACGGUGCUGGGUCUGGCCCUGAUGGCUGAUGGUGUGGAGUGCUUUGUAGUGAGUUUCGCCCUGCCCAGUGCUGAGAAGGACAUGUGCCUGUCGAAUGCUGACAAGGGAAUGCUGGGUUUAAUAGUGUACGUGGGCAUGAUGGUCGGCGCUGUCGUGUGGGGGGGUCUGGCUGAUAAACUGGGCAGACGACAGUGUUUACUCUACGCUCUGGCCAUCAACUGCAUCUUCUCUUUCCUGUCUUGCUUCGCACAGAGCUACGGCUUCUUCAUCUUCUUCAGACUCUGCUCGGGAAUUGGGAUCGGAGGAUCAAUCCCUGUCGUGUACACAUACUACGCUGAGUUCCUGCAGAUGGAUAAGAGAGGAGAACAUCUCAGCUGGCUGUGCUUGUUCUGGAUGCUCGGAGGACUGUACGCUUCCUUCACCGCAUGGGGAAUCAUCCCACAUUAUGGCUGGGGUUUCAGUAUGGGGACUGAGUUCCAGUUCCACAGUUGGAGGGUGUUUGUGCUGGUUUGCUUCCUUCCCUCUGUGGCUGCUCUCGCUGGGCUGGUGUUCAUGCCAGAAAGUCCCCGUUUCCUCCUGGAGACUGCAAGACACGAUGAGGCCUGGAUGGUCUUGCGGCAGGUCCAUGACACCAACUGGAGGGCAAAGGGAGAGCCAGAAAGAGUGUUUCAAAUUUCGCAGCUCAAGAUACCUCAAACACAAGAUGACGAGUUCAUUGAGAUUCAGAGUGAAACUGGAACUGCCUUUCAGAGAUUCAUGGUCAGACAUAUGACCCUGGUUAAACAGGUCAUGAAGAACAUGAUGUCACUGGCUGCACCUGAUCUCAGACUCCAUGGUUUGUUCAUUGCCAUUGUGUGGUUUACGAUGGCCUUCAGCUUUUAUGGCCUGGGAGCGUGGUUUCCUGACCAGAUCAAGUACCUCCAGUUUGAGGAGUACGAGUCCAACGUCAAGAUCUUCCAUCGUGAGAAAGUGGAACGCUUUCAUUUUAACUUCACUCUGCAAAAUCAGGUCCACAAAGAGGGGGAGUAUAUCCAUGACAGGUUUAUCAACAUAGAAAUAAGAAACGUGAAGUUUGAGGAGUCCCUGUUUGAGAACUGUUAUUUUGAGGACAUCAGAUCAACAGAGACCUUCUUUGAAAACUGCACCCUUAAAAACACAGUCUUCUACAAUACUGACCUGUGGGAAGAUUCCAAGUUUAUUAACUGUAAGCUGGAAAAUACAACAUUUCUGCACCCCAAAAAAGGCUGCCAUCUAAAUUUCCAAGAGGAAAAUGACAUCCUGAUCUAUCUAGUCAGCUUCCUGGGCAGUUUGUCUGUGAUACCGGGCAACAUCUUAGCAGGUCUAUUAAUGGAUAAAAUAGGACGACUUAAAAUUAUAGGGGGAUCCAUGUUAGUCUCCGCCCUCUGCACGUUCUUCCUGCUCCUGUGUUUCAGUCAGUGGGCUGUCGUCCUGUUCCAGUGCCUCUUCUUCGCAGCCGGUGCGGCAGCCUGGAAUGGCAUCGAGGUCGUCACUGUGGAGCUCUAUCCAGCCUCGAAAAGAGCCACAGCUUUUGGUGUGCUGAAUGGCACAUGUAAACUGGCAGCUAUCAUUAGCACUUUCAUCUUUGGCAAGUUCAUCGGCAUCACCAAGAUUAUCCCGAUCAUCCUGUCCUUCUCAGCGCUGGUGUGCGGAGGACUGCUAGCAUUUAAGUUACCUGAGACUCGGGAGGUCAUUCUUCAGUGAAAAAGCCAAACUCCUCAAGGCCUCAGCGUUUGGUCCAGCUGGACACUGGAUGACCGCAUGCUUAGACUAAUGAACACUAACAGGAAGAGGGCUGAAAGCUGAAAUGGUGUUAUGUAUGUUAGAACCACCGUACCGUAAUAUUACUUUCAUAGUAUUACUUCUUUUAAGCUAAAGAUGUAGAGCAUAUGUUUAUGUUGUUCACGGUGGCUGUAUUUUGAGUAAGAAAUCCAGUAUGUGGAAAUAUGGGGCAAUAUCUUUGCUACAAUGGUACAAAUUGAUUUAGAGAUGAGUAUUGAUAUCAAAUUCACUUUUUUUUAUAUUGGAACAAAUAACUUUGAGUGUAAGUUCAAUCUUUUAAUGAGAUCUCUGCGUUUUACUUUUAUUUAAUAUGUAAUAUUAAAAUUCUCCAACUUCAUCCGCUCACCAACUUUUGGUCAUCAGCUAGUUUUUGUUGUGUCGUAUUUGUUAACUACUGUGGUAUAUAUUUAUUUCACAUUAGAUAAUUAUAUUUUCACUGUGUUUUAAUUCUAAUAUUCUUGGAUCUUUUCAACUAUUAUUUGUCAUGCCUUUCAGUAGAAGACGAUCAUCAUACUACAGCAGAAUGACAUUGUUUGUAUGAAAAUAGACAUUUUUAAAAUUGACUUGUAUGUGAAGUAUGUAUAAUGCUCAUUUUCCUGUGAGGAAAAAAAAAGUAGAUCAUGUGAUUUUGAUUUUAUUUGUCUCCUUUUUAGUAAAUAUGUAGGAAUGGCUCACAAAUGAUCAUUAUUAUUAUUUUUCACGUUUGACCACAGAAAAGGCUGUAUUUUAAAAAAAGACUGAUUAAAUGCUACAACAGCUUUAUGUCGAGAGAAAUCUAAAAGAAAUUCUUUUUAUAUUUCAUGUUCAAAUAAGAAAAGAUCAGUUCACCUUUUGUUUUGUUUGUUCUGGUUUGUGAUGGUAUAAAAAUAAAAUAUAAAACA
Ctenopharyngodon idella (grass carp) is the source of this 3397-nucleotide messenger RNA. RefSeq names its product synaptic vesicle glycoprotein 2Ba (gene sv2ba). Gene Ontology annotation, molecular function: transmembrane transporter activity. Gene Ontology annotation, cellular component: membrane. The transcript has 15 exons. NCBI's taxonomy places the organism in Eukaryota, Metazoa, Chordata, Actinopteri, Cypriniformes, Xenocyprididae. Bases 369 to 2438 code for a protein of 689 amino acids. The record is from RefSeq and is a predicted model, not a curated record. Gene Ontology annotation, biological process: transmembrane transport; chemical synaptic transmission.